Messenger RNA from Lactuca virosa, 207 nucleotides. The record is from the annotation of a GenBank genome assembly. NCBI's taxonomy places the organism in Eukaryota, Viridiplantae, Streptophyta, Magnoliopsida, Asterales, Asteraceae.
AUGAUUCGGUGUGACACAACACGUCGUAAUUUCAAUUCCAAUUGUGGGCUUGUUGCUAACAUGCGCCACAACACAUUAGGCACUCGAUGUCCGAAAUCGCACGUCGCCGCAUUACAAUUAUUUGUGCCAAUCUCUUCAAUCUCACAAUCAAGAAUCCCCAUCUCCCUAGAUCGAAGGUACUACGUGAUUUAUCGCGAGUAUUUAUGA